Vicia villosa (hairy vetch) is the source of this 9804-nucleotide messenger RNA. RefSeq lists its product as uncharacterized. Gene Ontology annotation, molecular function: deNEDDylase activity; cysteine-type peptidase activity. Lineage: Eukaryota; Viridiplantae; Streptophyta; Magnoliopsida; Fabales; Fabaceae. The coding region runs from base 8416 to 9699 and encodes 427 amino acids. The record is from RefSeq and is a predicted model, not a curated record. The transcript has 15 exons. Gene Ontology annotation, biological process: proteolysis.
AUUCACAAACACUUUCUCUCAUCCUCUCUCAAUUCUCUCAAAAUCAAAAUACCCAAAAAUAUAGAAAAAAGUGAAGAACACUAUGAACUUCAUAACAUCUCCAAGAACAUUGAAACAAUCUUCAGCAUAAAAAUCUUUGAAUUCAAUUUGCUCUCGCUCGUUGCGGAUUGCUAUCGGUCACUAUCGCGUCUCCGAUCUUCCUCCGACGUGAAUCCUUCCACCGGCACAGCAAAUUCCGAAGCAAAUCAUUCCCUCCGGCGUGGCAAACUCCGAACGUGAUACUCACUCCUUCGUCUUCUCUCCGAUUUUGAUUCGCUCUUGUUUUCACGGUGUCCAAUUCCCUUUCAAUUCCACCUUCAUCCUCUUCAACUUACGGUAAUGUCUCAUACGCCUAAUUCUUGUGAUACGUAUUGUGGAAGAUUGACUUUAAAUUGAGAUUUAUGCUUGAUGAUUGAGUGAUCUUAGUGUUGUAUCUUACUUAAUAAUUCUUUGUGAUUGAGUAGUUAAUUGAUUAAAAUCAGAAUUGAUAUUGGUAAAGUGACGACGUUGACAAUUCCGAAUCGCUUUGGCUAUACUUGUUGAAUAUAUUGUUGCAAUUUCUGAAAGCUGGACGAUAAUGGUUGAAGUUUGUGUGUUGUUAAACCUUAAGUGUUGAAUUGCCUAUUUGUUGAAAAUUGCUUUUAUGCAUAUAAGUGUGUUUGAGAUGGUGAACUGUGAUUAUGUGGAAUAUGAACAACUUUCAUUGAUUAUGUUUAAGCUUGACAGAAUGUAUGUCGUGGUGAUGUCGUGAGAGCGGUUCUUGUUUGUGUGCAUUAUGUGCAUUGAGUUUAAUUGUUGAAUAAAAAUGUGAAAUAUGUUGUAGUUGUUGUUGAUUAAUGAUGAUCUUGCUUAAUUGAUAUUGAUGACUAUUUGUUUGGUGAAGUAUAUGAUGAUGCCAAUUGGUACAGGAUUGUUGCUUCUUUGUUGUUGAUUAUAAUGCAAAAUUUCUUAACAAUAUAGAAGUUUGGUAUGUGGCUGUUUUGAAAUAUGUCCAUAAUGCAGAUUUUUGAUGAAAUUGACAAUAUUGUGGCUGUUUUGAUUGAACUUAUGAUUGUGCAGAAUUUUGUUUUAAAGGACAGCAUUAAUGUGUUUGUGCUACAAGAAAACUCAUGAGAAUUUUGGUUGAUGGUUGAUAAUAGUGUGGUUCAUAAAUAGGUGCUUAAUUGUUGUUCUAAACAUGAUUUUGAGCCUCUAGUUGAUGAAUAAAAUUGCUGGAAGUUAAUGGCUAUUUGUAGUGGUUGUUUGCACAAGAAAAUGACUAGAAAUUUGAUAACAUGAUAGGUUGCUAAUGCAGAUUUUUUUUUGAUGAGUUAAUAUUGUAAUAUUCCUUUGUUGAUUGACUCAUGAAAGUGUGAAAAAGUCUUGACUAUUGUGGUGUUCUUUGAUGGUUGUUUGCUUGUUGAUUUAGCAUAGGGAAAUGUGGAAUUUAAAUGAGUUGAUAAUGCAGAAUUUUGAUUGUGUAGUUGUUGGUGCAUUUCAUCAUUAUUUUGACUCAUGAAAAGUGUAGAAAUUAAAGGAAAUUGUUGUGCAUUUGGCCUGUGAUUAAGUUGUUGAUACAAGAUGGAAAUGGAGCUUAUUUGAAUGAUUAAGUGAUGCUAUUGAGUGCUGAAUUUCCCUGUUAUGACAUGAAUGCUAUCCUCUUUUUCCUCAAUUUUGCAAAUAGACGCGAUACGCCGGCUUUUAUUGAAAAUGUUACAACUUUUGAACCGCUUAGCGUUUUUGAGCAUGUGAAUAGUGUUCCUUGAGUGGAAUAUGGUUUUCGGAGCUGUUUGAAUGCUUUAUUUUUGAUUUCGGCCGACUUUUUCCACUGAUCUCGCUUCUGCCCCGUCUUGAAAGUCGUGCCUCCGGGCCGAUUUAAUAAAUUAUGAAUGCAUAUUUGAGUUUCUUGACAUAUUUUUAGCUUACCAUGAAAUUUUGGUUUAAUUCCGACAAGUUUAAUUUUAUCGUUUUUACCCAAUUUUACCGUUUCGGUGUACCUUUUGACUUGUAAAUACUUGCUUUGGUUUCCAUAAUACUUGUGUACAUACUUGAUUAACAUUUGAGUGCCAUUUCUAUUGUUAUCUUACUUUCGCUCGAUUGAUGUUUAAAAAGUGUGUUAAUGUCAAAUUUCUCAUUUCGUUAUCCUUUUUCGGUGUAAAGCACGAACGCAAUUCCGAUUGCGAUGUUUGUUAUCUCUAACUUGUGUGCUAGUGUGCGAGGCAUUUGGAUAGUCACCGAUCGACGCUCAUUGCUUGAGUGUUCCGCUUUAUUUGCGGGACACGGUUUCAUUCACUCGUGUCGUGUUCUCGUCUUGGAGACACGUUUCUAUUACUUUAUUUCUGCUUGUUUGGAUUGCUUGUUCCUCUUGCAGGUGUAUUGUGAUUAUGCUCGACGCGCAUGUCGACCUUUGUGUGCUUUCAUGGCUAAUCGGUAUGCUGACUAUUUUCUUUUGCUUUGCUAACUCGUUUGCGGGAUCCCUAGUUUUCCCUCUCUCUCUCUCUCUCUCUCACUCUCUCUCUCUCUCUCUCUCUCUCUCUCUCUCUCUCUCUCUCUCUCUCUCUCUCUCUUUGCUGCAGUUUACGGAUCAUAAUCCGUUUGGUAUUGAUCCCGUUUCAUUUUAUUUCUCUUGCACUUUAUCGCUUUUUCGCAUCAUCCUUUAACAUGAGAAGUAGGACUUAGACAUGCAUCUGACCAAGCCCUCGAAAGAGGCUCUGUUUUUGUUGGUGUGUUUAUAUUUGUGCUUUGCGGCAGGGAGUCACGGUGUAAUAAGUCCUAUAUGGCGCUCCGUUAAGUCCUCAUGGAAGGCACGUGGAAAGGGUUAGCAAUCAACCCCCGCAUAGUCUCAUCGAGUCCGUUCGGUAAGCGCACACUACGCGUUGCUUGCUUCUGAACUAGCAUAAGAUCUUGUUAUCGAGUAUGUCAGGAAAAGGGUUCAUGCAACCGGACCCCCGCACUUCCUAUAGCUCUCGUCGCUCGACGUUGAUGCUCAGUGUACGCACGCACCGUUUUCCUUUCAGAUCCGUGACGGCUUGGUUGGUGAGAGGGACCCGCUCCUCUUGUCUAUGACCCGAUCAUUUUCGUGAGGUCUAAUGCUUGGUUGACUCGGGUGAUCUGCUCCCCUUGGCUAUGGCGGGACCGCUUUUCUACCAUUCGGCCAGUGCCGUUGGUUUGUUUGCUUUACGAGCGGAGCUCGUUUGUGUGAUAUUCUUGUGUGUUGCUUCCGUUUUUCCCCAUAGGUUGUUAGCUUAGUUUAGACUUGUACCCUUUGUAUGAUAACAUUAGGUAGCAAGCUUUCCCCCUUAGCAUAGGUCUUCCUCAUGCAUUCUUUAAAACACAAACCACACUCUUUGAUUUUCUUUUCUUUAGAGCUUGUUAUUUCCGCUCCAUUCCUAAGCCUAAGUCUUCAAAGGUCGAGCAGCGGAGUGUGAAUGUAACUUGUUCACCUAAAAAACACAAAACAAACAAAAACUAGUUAGCCGAGCUAUGGUACCUCUGAUUCCUCAAAAAGGAUACGUAGACAGCGGGGUAGGGCCUGUGCGAGUAUAACUCUUUCUUUUCCCUACAUUUGCAUGCAUUUUAGUCCAGAUUAGUGUAACACCCCAAAUCUACCCCGCAAAUAUAAUCGGAAAUCAGAGUGCAUUUAAAAAUAUUCAUCAAAGAUGGGAUGUCACAAUUCGACUUAAACAAACAAACAUACUCAUAUUGUAAUCAACAAAGAUACAUAGCAUUCGGAAACAAAACUUUAUCCAAUAACUUCCAAUUUCAACUCAUAGACAUCUUUCAAUUCAACUCAACACAAAUAUCGUCAUAGAAUACAACAAUCAAGUAAUAACUACUAAUCCCCCCGAGUGCUACGUAUCAGAGCAAUGGACACCAACUCGACUUGCCAUAAAGCAACAUAAAGACUUCACGUCAAUAACCUCGAACAACCACGGCUAAUCUUGAGUACCUGCCCAUUUCCCAUGGUAGGGGAAAUAUCAGCAAAGGGGUGAGAUAUCUUACAAUAUAAAGGAAUGCAUGAUAAAUAAUACAGGAGAUAUAGAUCAUACAUAAUUUCACCACUUCGCAUCACAUAACAUAUUACAACAAGUUUCACCGCAAAGCAACUUAUCAAUAUAAUACAACUCUCAAAACGGCAACGAGGUCAUUAAUCACAUAUUCAAAUAUACAAGUAUGAUAUCAAAUACGUCACCACAAACAUAUCAUUAUCACGUCACAACAAACACCUCGUCAUCUCAACAAUCCAAACACAAUUCAAAUGCAAUUCAAAUGCGACUCAAAUGUGACUCAAACUUAUGCAUAUGCAUGUGGUACCAUUGGAGUAAAACUCCCGUCUCAAACAGUUUGCCAUUGGGCCGUCUUAAACAUUUGCCACAAGGGCCGUCUCAAACAUUUGCCACAAGGGCCGUCUCAAACAUUUGCCACAAGGGCCGUCUCAAACAAUGCAAUGGAUGCGACUCAAAUGAUGCACAUCCACAAACACAACUUAAACCACUUAAUCAACUUAAACGACAUAAUCAACUUGAACGACAUAAUCAACUUAAACAACAUAACCACAUCAACUAAACAACAUCAACUCAAUGCCAAGGUUCUAUGGCAAUAACCGUAUAAUCGUAAUUUACCACAUCUCAAUCACAUCAUCACAUCAUAUCGGCAUACAACAUCUAUUCAACUUCAUUCUUAUCAACAUAAUACAAAUUAUCAUUAGUGACCAUAGGGUCUACAACAACAACGACAAGUUCGUCAUGUUAUAGCAACAAUAACAAUUCAACAUAUUGCACAACAACAACAAACAUCAACAUGUUACAACAACAACAACGAUUCAUCAUGUUACAACAACAACAACAAUUCAUUAUAUUGCACAUCAACAACAAACAUCAACAAAUUCUUCAUAUUCCUUAAUUCAAGUAGUCAUUAUAACAAGUUAUAUUCAACUUCCUAAUAAAGACAUAUAAAUAUUCUUAAUUCAUCACAUGGCAUCAUCAUCGACUCAUACAUAUCAAAUACGCACAAUUAAUCGCCUAUAGCAUACAACAUCUUUAUCAAUUAUGCAUAUUGUCAUACCCUAAUUUUUGACCCCCCUGAGAUGACAUAUCUUCAGGAUUUUCAUCAGGUCAAAGCAAGUACCCAGAGCAGUCACUUCUUCAUUUGGGCAUUUAAUCAAGGAUGUUCAAAGACAAGAAAACUCAGGCAAAGGAUCAAUCAGUAGAAGGAUUAGUCUCUAACAUAAUCAUAGGACUCAAGAGCUUCAUUUUUUCACCUAUGAUUGAUUAGACACCCAGUCAUCUGAGUACAGGUUUACUCAGGUCACCAGACUAGGGUUUUUGAGCCUAUCAAGGACUGAAAUCAGGGAUCACCUUUGGGAAACCCUAAAAAGCUCCAGGACAUCUAUUAAAGACUUCAAUCAUCUUCAAAUGAUCCAUACAAUAAGAUCCACUGGACAUCACACCUCAAUUCAAGAUCCACAGUCACCAAUUUCAUCUGGUCAACAAUUAGGGUUUUUAACCUAAUUCAUCUGGAUAGUUGACUUUUAAUCAGGGCAUGGAUCCAAAACUCAAGACAUGAUUCAAGAACCUCUACUACCUCAAUAUAACCCAUUUACAUCACUCAUUUGAGGAGAAGAUCUUGAUUCUACACAAAAGUCCAAAUUUUCACUUUAUCAGGAAUAAGUCAACUGUAUGGGUUCACCUUUGACUUUUAAGAUUUUUGGUCAAACCAUGAUUUUCAAAGAUCAAUAUCAUCAAUAUAUGGAUAUUAAAGUCAUUUGACCAAAGAAAUUCAAGAAGAAUCUUCAAGGAGCAAAAAGUCGGGAAUUAGGGUUUUUGAGGGCAUUGUGGGAACUCAAAAUUUCACCUACACAACUCAAAAAACUUCCAACAUGAAAGUUGUAGAUCUUGCAAAAUAAAACAACAUCUUACAAUGGAACUUUUUUCAAAAGAUCAAUCAUUUAAGAGAUUUGGGAAUUUUGAAGUUUUAGGUCAUAAACACUUAGAGAAUUUUCUAAGUGUUUUUAACCUAGUUUUCUUCCAACUUUGGCCUCAUUUUUCACAAAUUUGCCAAAGGAUUCUGAAGGAACCAUAAACUAAUGAUUUGAAGUAGAUGUUUAGGGCUUUCCAAAUUGUGUUCAACCUUCUCCAAAUUCAUUUUGAGCUAAGAGUUAUGCUUGUUCAAAGUUGGCCUCAUGAAGUAAAAUUAUAGGUCAUGUACAAUUUGAAACUUUGUAAUUUUGUGCAAAUGACCUCUUUUAUGGAUGCUACACGACCCAUACCACAUGUGAAAACAUGCCAUGCAUUCAUUUUCACCAUAGCAUAAGAGUUGAGGAAGAUUCCCGAAACAAGAACAUGUGAUUAUGUAAUGAUUACAUUUGUGAAUUUAUGGCAAAUUGAUGAAUCACCCAAGGAAUCUUCUCACCAACCAAUUGGAACGCUCCUCUGCAUCAGAAAUGUUCCCCAAGACCAGAUAAGAUCAAUAGAUAGGGAGCUAGCUCGAUUUGGCCAUCAUUGCAUUUUGAAGAUUCUUUGAAUUUCUUCAUGGCCAAGAAAUCAAAACUCCCUCAUUAAGCAAGCUCACUCUCUCAAUCAGUACUGAAUCAAUUGCCUAUAAAUAGAGGACUCUUUCUCAUUCAAAAAACACACCAAAGCAACCAUAUUCCUUGCUUUCUCUUUCUCUCCUCUUGCUUAUUGGUUUUUCAAAGUUCUUUGGCAAGAAGAAUCGUUUUCUUUAAACCAGAGCUUAUCUUUGGAAAGUAAGCAUUCUAACAUCUCAAAGGGUUUCAUUUGAGGUGAUCCAAGCACCUGGAUCACUUCUGUAAGUGGAGGAACACCAUUGUUGCUUUCACUUUGGAGCACUUGCAGUUGGAGGACCACAGAGCAAUUCAGGAGGUUCCAAGCAAGGUCAAGCAUCCAGGCACAUUCCUUAGGGUGUAGUGAAGCUAUUCAGAUGGUCGCAGCUCAUCUGUAACUGCAGAUUCAUCAUCCUCCAUGUUCACUUGAAGCUCAAAUCGAGGGAGUCGAGUAGAGCAAUUCAGAAGGUUUGAGGCCACAACAAGCAUCCGGUUAGCAUCACCGAGUCCCAAGGAAGAUUUUAGGAUCAUUCACACAAGCCCAGAAGUUCUCCAUCACUCGUACGACCUUCAGUUUCAGAGAUACGCUUCUGUUCAUUAUCUUCUUCUCCAGUAAUUCAUCUCUUCACCAACUCCGUCCGUCUACUCGCUCUGUCUCGUCGCCGCCGUCCGUCUCAUCGCCGCCGUCCGUCUCUCCUCCGUCUGUCUCUCCUCCGUCUCCAGCCGUCGUGGCCGUAACCUCUCUUCUCCGGCAUCACUGUUUUCAGUUACUUUGAAGUCUCUGGUUUCUACUUGUACAACGCCGAUUCAAACCUACCCAUCUCCCACAUCAAGUCUAACUCAGGUUAAAUGGCUCCGGAUAGAGAUGCUCCACCUGAAAACUCACAAGAAAGAGAUGCUCAAGAAAGAGAUGCCACGGAUACAAAUGCUCCACCUGAUACUGAAGCAAAAGAAGUUGCACGAGGAAUCACUAUCAUGAAGGGAAUCGUUCGACAUAGAGACCAAUGAUUAGUAUACAGAUUGGAAUGGAAUUCUGAUAAACAAGCAAUUGGUCCUAAUUCUGCAAAGUUGACAAGUUAUAUUGGUACACUUGUUCGUAUGCAUAUUCCGGUCUCCGUAGCUAGAUGGAAUCUGAAAAGCGAAAACUUGGAUGCGAAAAAAAAAGCGAUUUGGGACGAGCUUCAGAGGACUUUUGAGAUACCAGAUGAUCGUAGACGCUACAUACUUGGUUUGGCCGGCAAAAGAUAUAGAGGGUGGAAAGCUUUUUUGACAAACACUUAUCUUAAGGAUAAAGAUGGAAACUUUCUUGAAGAGGCACCGGGACGGCCAAAAAAGUAUGAGAUCUUCAUUGGUGAAGAAGAUUGGGCUAAGUUUGUAGAGCAAAGAGAUGAAGAUUUUCGGAAAAGGAGUGCCAAGAAUAGUGCGAGAGCAUCCAAACCCGUAUAUCCAUACAAAAAAGGGCGUUUGGGAUAUGCACGCUUGGAGGAUAAAAUUUUAGAGGAGACUAAAAGUGAGGAAACCUCACUUCCUGAACAUGUGUUGUGGAGGGAAGCUCGUGUGGGUAAGGAUCAUGCUGUCGAUCCCGAAGUUCAGAGAGUUUUUACUGAAUGUAGACCUUGUCGCAAUCGGCAUCCACCGGUGAGGGGAGCGUACUUAGUAGAGCACUAGAUGCGCCUGAGUAUCCCGGUCGGGUGAGGGGUAAGGGUCAUGGUGUGACUCCAACCUCUUUUUACAAGAGUCCUAGGAGAAGAAAUCCUUCAAAUGAAGAAGUGUUGCAAAAGUUGGCGGAAUUGCAAGCACAAGUCUCUGAAUUGCAAAGAGAUAAAGAGGCGUAUAUGAGAGAAAAGUGCAACACUUCAAUAUCGGUGAAAGAAACUAGUGAUAAGGCUAGUAUCAACUAUCAAAGGAAAUUUCCCGAGGGCAUUUCAUCUUGCCAACUAUACUUAUCGGAACCGAGUUAUCGACUAGUUGGCAAGGGAAAAGUGCACAACACUUUGGGAGAUUUACUUCACCAUAGACCGCUCCCGGAUGGACACCUGAAAGUAUCGGUGGAUGUUGUAGUAGAUCAUGAUGCGAUGCUACCGGUACCUGACAUGGUCUCAGAGACGACAUUGCUGCGAGAUGCAAUAGGAUCAUUUGUUGCAUGGCCCUCGGAGCUCAUUACCAUUAGUGAUGAGACUGCUCCUAUAAAACCCACAGUUAAGGGUAAAGGGAUUUUACAGGAGGAGGAGUCCGUUGCAUCACUAAAAGAGGCAUCCGCUCGAGAGUCACAACAAGUGACGCAGCAAGUUCGUACCGUACCACCCACUGGUCCUCCGAAGCCAGCGGGAAAAAAAGGCGGUGCUUUUGUGCCUCGGUACCGGUCGACGCUCGCAACAAUGGUUGAUAUGUCCGAUUUGAAGGAUGGUGCUUUACGUGAAAUCGUUAUGGAUGAGAGUGUCUUCGGUAUUGAAUUCAAGUCACUUAUUACACUUGAUGACUUGGAGGAGAUUUUUAAGCAUGAUCAACUAGGCGUCAAUAACAUGCACUCAUACAUUCGGUUGUUGUAUGACAGAGUGUUGCGCGGGACUCCGUUGUCUAACAGAUUCCGUUUCGUGUCUUCCGCCCACUGCAGCGGAAUGGCAAUUGAUUCGGAACCGGAAUCAGUUAGACAGCGCUUAGUAGAUAGAUUCAUGUCCACCGGCAAUACAGAAUGUCUGCAUCUUUGGGCGUAUAAUACCCGACCAGUAGGAGCACACUGGUUGCUGCUUGCUAUCAACCCUAUAAGGGAAGUCGUGUAUUAUCUGAAUUCGGUAAAUGGUGAAUGGACCAAUUAUCCGGCCAUGAAGGACAUCGUUGAUUUAUCAAUACAAGUGUUCCGAAGUCAACGGGACGCACAGGUAUCCCGAACUAAAUCUAGCAACAUUACUUGGAUCCAAGUGCAGUGUCCGCAACAGAAAAACAGUUACGAUUGCGGAUACUUUGUAUUGAGGUUUAUGAAAGAAAUCCUUCAGGCAAAUCAAUUAGAGAUUCCGCUCACGUACCUUGACGAAUUCCGUGCCGCUGGAUACCCGAGACUUAAGUUGGAAGAAAUAAAAGAGGAUUUGUGUCAUUUUUAUAUUAAGCGCUUUUUCAUGUAGGAUUUGUGUCGAAUUGAAGUACUAUAAUAUUAUUGAUGUUGUAAUGAUGUAUAUAUAUAAUUUUGGAUAUUAUAAUGGUAUUAUAUUAGUAUAUAUAUAUAUAUA